Trichomonas vaginalis G3 is the source of this 762-nucleotide messenger RNA. RefSeq names its product spectrin binding. The transcript has a single exon. The coding region runs from base 1 to 762 and encodes 253 amino acids. The record is from RefSeq and is a predicted model, not a curated record. Lineage: Eukaryota; Parabasalia; Trichomonadida; Trichomonadidae.
AUGGAGAAAGAAUUCAAAGUUCCUCCAAUUAAAAGGAUGAAUUUUCUUGAGAAAUAUAGAGAUUUCAUAGAAACUUAUGAGAAACUCUACCAAAUGAAAGCAGAUGAAUCUAUUGAAGUCAUAUUUAAUUGUAUCAAUUUGGUUUUAAUUAACAAGUACAAAAUUCCACCAAGACAAAUCAUCUUUAGCAUAAUUCGUGCAAUUCACUACAAUUAUCGAUGCAUGGAACAAUAUGUUAUAAUUCUUAACAAAAUCGUUUCAAAAUAUUCUUUAAUUUGCAAAUAUUUACUCAAUGACAUAAUAGAAAACAAGGAUCUAGGAAAAAUUAUGAUACAGAAUCCAAAGAAAGUUGUUCAAAGUAACCAAUUUUAUUUUGAUGAAAAUUCAUUUUCAAAGGAAAAUGAAAUUGAUUAUAUAAUUAUGCACGAUCAAAUUGAUAAAUUCAGGGAGUAUUCAGUCGAAAAAACCCUAAAUGAUGUUUUGAUAAAAAUUCAUACUAAUUCUUCAGUUUCACUUAUUGAAGCUUGCUGCUAUUAUGGAUCAGUGAACAUUUUCUAUUUUCUUAUUUCAAAUACGAAAUCUAAAAUCACUAAAGAUUGUCUUCAUUAUUCUAUUAUUGGAGGGAAUACUGACAUUAUCAAUGAAUGUUUGAAGAAUAACAAAAUUGCUGAAUAUUAUUUGAAUGAAAUAGUUUCAUGUCAUAAUAAUAAACUCCUUGAAUAUAUAUUCAACGAUAAAAUUUUUCAACCAAAAAAAAUUUAA